Messenger RNA from Tilletiaria anomala UBC 951, 567 nucleotides. RefSeq lists its product as uncharacterized. NCBI's taxonomy places the organism in Eukaryota, Fungi, Basidiomycota, Exobasidiomycetes, Georgefischeriales, Tilletiariaceae. The transcript is spliced from 2 exons. The record is from RefSeq and is a predicted model, not a curated record. The coding region runs from base 295 to 540 and encodes 81 amino acids.
CACGUCUUUCCGACGGCACCGUCACCGACGACGACGCAUUUGAUGGUCUGCAUGACGGAUCAGCACUUGGAUACAGCUGAAUGGCCGUCGGAGAUAUGUACUAGACGAGGGAGUCAGCGUCAACCCUGCUCAAGCUCUGACCACAAGGAGGAGAUAGAGAGGCAAGGCAGGAGUAUCUCGAACGUCCGCGCAACAUCCUUCAUCUUGGCAUUGAGGCUGCGGCCCUGGACACGCUGAACGCAACACGUCUUGGGCGACUGGGCUCACGCGGGCCUCGCCCGUGUACCACAGACCAUGGGCCGCAAGCUCUUUACUGGGUGGGCUUCUGUGCCCGCGCUGAGCAGCGGGUCCAAGCGCCCUGCGCGACGUGUGCAAGCGCGCGUCAUCGUCGUUUGGCAUGUGCCCACCAUCUGGACGGCGCAAACGUGCCCCCGAUUGAACCCCCCUGUAGAUCCGAGCGCGGCGGCUCUGCUCUGCGCUUGCUUACCUUGGAAGGGGGGGGGGAGUGAGAGGCUUGCGGUGAGCGGCGGCGCGGGGUAGUGGUUGUAGUGGCUGCCUGGCUUGCUG